Messenger RNA from Uranotaenia lowii, 3471 nucleotides. Its product is annotated as transcription factor btd-like. Bases 539 to 1261 code for a protein of 240 amino acids. The transcript has 3 exons. Gene Ontology annotation, molecular function: DNA-binding transcription factor activity, RNA polymerase II-specific; RNA polymerase II cis-regulatory region sequence-specific DNA binding. The record is from RefSeq and is a predicted model, not a curated record. Gene Ontology annotation, biological process: regulation of transcription by RNA polymerase II. NCBI's taxonomy places the organism in Eukaryota, Metazoa, Arthropoda, Insecta, Diptera, Culicidae.
GAUCAUUUUUUCUUAAAAACUUAACAGAAUUUUCAACCGAAUAUUCGGCUGAAUAAUCGUUUUUUUCUGGGAUUUUCAUCCCUUAGGAUGUAGGAAUAAUCCUUUCACAGAAUAGUUGAGGUCAAUAUUCGGUAUUCAGCCAUUCGCCAAAUACCACUAUUCGGUAGGUACAAUUCUAGUAUUUAACAUUUAAAUGAUAUCACCAAGCAACAAUCACAGUCGUUAAGCAUUCCUCAACACUUGCACCAAAUGUGUAAUGACAUUUUCACGAAUAAUAUUCAUUGCGAUGAAAUUCGCAACAAUAAGUAAUAACGACCGUAAGCUACUGCCAUAUAAUUUUGUAACUUGAUUUAACAAUCAAAAUUUUCCAUCUUGCCAAAAAAAACGAUCGCAUCGACUCAAUCUCAUUUAAUGAAUUCAAAGAUCUCUCCUAACUUUCUCGUCCCAUGCAAUCCGACCCAAUCCGAUCUGACCCGACCUCGAAACGAACGUAACACAACGCACAUCUGCAGGUGAACGACCCUUCGUGUGCUCCUGGAUGUACUGCGGCAAGCGGUUCACCCGAUCGGACGAGCUGCAGCGGCACCGAAGGACGCACACCGGCGAGAAGCGAUUUCAGUGUCCGGAGUGCAACAAGAAGUUCAUGCGCAGCGAUCAUCUCUCGAAGCACAUCCGCACCCACAACAAACUGAAGAAGGACCACGUUCGCUACAUCCUCGAGGGCGGCGGUGGUUUCAGCGACGAUGGCGAGGAAGAUAUGGAUGACGAUUAUGAGCUGCGUGCGGAUGACGAAGAAGACGAGGAGGAACCGGGCGAGAUUCCUGCGGCAAUGCCCGCCAAGGUGAAACAGGAACCGCCCAAUCCGAUUGGUCCUUCCGGCCAGGUGCCUAUGGGAAUGAUGAUAACGGCCGCCGGUGCUCAUCCGGGAGGGCCGACGACGGUUCAACCGAUGGCAGUUAGCAAUGGAGCCGGUGGCACUGGGAUUGUCUGGAUAGCGUCUCCUGCCCUGAUGGGCAUGCAACAGCAGCAGCAGCAGGAGCAAGUUCAGCAACAGCAAGCUCAACAACAGCAGCAGCAACAACAAAAUGCCCCACCUCUUCCACCUCCACUCUACAGCAUCAAGCAGCUGAACAAUGCUCAGGAAGUAGCAAAUUCGGCCCACUCGGCAUCGUCGGACAGCAACGAUAGCUCCGACGAGAAGAUGAUGAUCACCCUGGGGAAUUCGGGCGACGAUCCGGAUCAAUCGAUCGAGUCCAACUAGCACUUGGAACCGCUGUCCGUUCAUCAGUUUACGACGUUCGACAGCAUCUUGCAGCAUCAGCACCAGCGAUGGUAAAUGGAAGGAGGUUUCCAAUCGAAGGGAUAGUUUUAUUUUUAAAUUUUGGAACUAUGAGUUAACCGUUUAGAAAUAGGUUCGAAUGAUUUCAGAUUCCAUCAAACAUAGAGAAAAAGUGGUACGGAACGAAGGUUCCGUAUUUCAAUUUUAAAAAAGGACAAUAUUCCAUUCUAUUCAAAAAUUGUUUCUAAGUUGAGAGAAGUAAACGAACCCGAACAUAAUGAGUUGGAGUAACAGAACAGGUAUUUUAGAACAGUUUUGCUUGCGAGUACUUUUAAGUAACAAAAUGAAGAAACAAAAUCGUUCUUGGGCCUCGAAAAUCUGUCAACAUGAUUUUUUAUAAAUAAAAUGAUAUUUAAAAAUGUUCGAUAUUCAAAUUAGAACUUAAUGUGUAAAUACACAUUUUAUCUUAUUCGAAAAAAGUUGUUACAGUAAAUCAAUAUUAUUGGUUCCAAAAUAAUGGAAAAUGUCCUCUUUCAAACGUUAUUUUGAAAUUUUGUUUCACACUUUUUUCUGGAGACAGUUUUUUGGCUGAGGCCAAAAAAAUCCAGUAAUUUUUAGUCGCAUAAAAUCUUCAGACUAGAUCUCCUUACAUUUAAAGUGUUGAUGAAAAAAGAGUGGAACAGAAUUUUAUUUGAAUACUCAUAAACUGAACAACUUUCUAAAACUAUCCUUUCGAACAAAAAUUAAAAAAUAAACCAAUUGAAGAUAAAUUUUACAAACAAAACACUUGAAAAAACUUUUGAAGAAAUGAAAACGACUUAUUUUCGAUGCAAAAUUUGAAGAAAAAAACUUGUUUUUGCGGCUUUAAAAACUCUACUUUCGAACACACCAUAUAAUUUUUCUAUUUUUCUUAUCCAAAUUGCAAAUUAAAAAGUUAAGUUCUUCACUCUGAACUCAUUAUUUUUAAUGUGAAAAUUUAAUCACAUUGGAAAUCAUGAAGUCAAAAACCUAACUUCAGGUAGAUAAUUUAAAUAAUAGGAUCCGUAUCUUUUUUUAAUUGUUUUCAAGAUGUUAUUUUUUGAAACUUUGUUUGUUAAUAUUUCCAACAUGUUGGAAUUGAUGUCAAUCGGACAAGAACUGAUUCCUUAAGUAUUUAAAAAAAAUCCCAUUCACGAUGAAAUUGAAUAAAAAAAAAAACGAUAGAAAAACAUCCGCAAGUUGGGUUGUCCCAGCAUUAAAUGAAUGUGUCCCAAGUCAGUGUAAAAAAAGAAUAAAAUAAACUUCGUCAGAGCGUGUAGAAAAGUAGUGAAAACAAACGGAAAUCGAACAAAUAAACCAGUAAACGAGCAAGCUCCGAUCGCUCCAACCAUUUGUUGUAAGAAAUUUUAAACUGAAUCGAAUCGAAUAAAAUUUCAGUAGUGUAACAACCAUUUUUUUAAGUCAACAACUCGAUGUCUGUAUUUAUAUACGAGAAAAGUUAAAAACAAAAUUACACAUAUAUUGAUAUAAUAUAAACCCCUAAACAAACGUUUAACAAAACAACUCAACUCGCUUAAUUAGUAAUGAUCGUUUUUUUCUCUACAUAAACUUCCAUGUUUUGAUUAGGGCAAUUAUACCUACCUAUUUCAGAAUUUUGUUUCAAAUCCCCACAUUGAGUCUAGUGUAAACUUUUAAGAAAUCGCAGAUAUAUAUAAAUUUCUAAUUUAUUUAGUGAAAUAAUUACAUAAAUUGUUGAUAUUUGAGUAAUGCAGUAAACAACGGUGAACGUUUUUACACCUUCACAAAUGGGACGAAUCAAAAUUGAUUAUUGAAAAAGAAAAAAAAAAUCCUUAACAGAUAACAGCAAAAUUACAUACAGGAAAAAACCAAUCAGUACCUUAUUAAUAAUUUGAAGUCUAGCAAUGUAAAAGUCUAGUUUCUAGGUUUGGCUAUUUAACUGAUUUCGGCAUCUUUGGCCCACGUUUUAGUUAUAUAUUUUCACGUCAUGUCGUCUCCGUCGUUUUAACUCUACUUCGUUUCAGUGUACAUUUCUGCAGAAAAGUAAACCGUAAUCCGUGAAAAAUAUAUAUAUCGAUAUUAUAACAUCUGUGAAGCGAAAGAAAAACUAAUCGAAAUCAUUUGUAGGCAGUCUGGCAGACGGUAGUCUGGCGAAUCCAUUUAAAACAAUAAUAAAAUUUUAAUAUUUUUCAAAA